This is a messenger RNA of Antrostomus carolinensis (chuck-will's-widow), 766 nucleotides long. RefSeq names its product vang-like protein 2. The annotation marks the transcript as partial. Gene Ontology annotation, biological process: multicellular organism development. The record is from RefSeq and is a predicted model, not a curated record. NCBI's taxonomy places the organism in Eukaryota, Metazoa, Chordata, Aves, Caprimulgiformes, Caprimulgidae. The transcript is spliced from 4 exons. Gene Ontology annotation, cellular component: membrane.
CAUCCAGCGAGCGGCCGUCUGGAUCCUGGAGAAUUACUACCAGGAUUUCCCGGUGUUCAACCCCGCCCUCCUCAACCUGCCCAAGUCCGUCCUCUCCAAGAAAACGGCCGGCUUUAAAGUCUAUUCCCUCGGCGAGGAAAACUCAACCAACAACUCCACCGGUCAAUCUCGCGCCGUCAUCGCGGCGGCCGCCCGGAGACGUGACAACAGCCACAACGAGUAUUACUACGAGGAGGCAGAACACGAGCGCAGGGUGCGGAAACGCCGCGCCAGGUUGGUGGUGGCAGUGGAAGAAGCCUUCACCCACAUCAAACGGCUGCAGGAAGAGGAUCAGAAGAACCCACGGGAGAUCAUGGACCCACGGGAGGCAGCUCAAGCCAUCUUUGCCUCCAUGGCUCGGGCCAUGCAGAAGUAUCUACGUACCACCAAGCAGCAACCCUACCACACCAUGGAGAGCAUCCUGCAGCACCUCGAGUUCUGCAUCACCCACGACAUGACACCCAAGGCGUUCCUUGAGCGGUACCUGACAGCUGGACCCACCAUCCAGUACCACAAGGACCGUUGGUUGGCCAAGCAGUGGACACUGGUCAGUGAGGAACCGGUGACAAACGGCCUGAAAGAUGGGGUGGUCUUUGUGUUGAAGCGCCAGGACUUCAGCCUGGUGGUGAGCACCAAGAAGAUCCCUUUCUUCAAACUUUCCGAAGAGUUUGUAGACCCCAAGUCACACAAGUUCGUCAUGAGGUUGCAGUCGGAGACCUCCGUGUGA